Molecule: messenger RNA, 666 nt
Organism: Acanthosepion pharaonis
Lineage: Eukaryota; Metazoa; Mollusca; Cephalopoda; Sepiida; Sepiidae
Source: the annotation of a GenBank genome assembly
AUGCGAUUGAAUAUCUACAAGACGCCUAAUAAUGUUUGGGUACCAAACCGUUUUAAAUUCAAUGUUGAAAACGAUAAGAAGCAGGAUAUUCUUUUACUUUUACCUUUUUUUUCCUUGUCUCUUUUCUAUUUUUCUUUUUAUCUUCACUCUUUUUCAGCGUUUUUACAGUCUUUAUCAUUCUUUCUUCUUUUACCCUCUUUGAUUUGUUCUGUCUUUCUUUCUUUUGUGUUUCUUUUAACCGCUUUCUUCCUUCCCUCCUUAUUUCUCCUUUCCUCUUUAAAUAUUUCGUUCACACGCUUCUUCAUUUUACUUUUUUGUUCAUUUUUCAUUCCGUUUCCUUCCUCUUUUAUAUUUUCAUUUAUUUAUUCGUUCUUUUCUCACCAUUUUCACAGGAUUUGCUGUUUUAUAAUCAGACUUCUCUCUUUUUUAUUCUUUCUCUUGCUUUUAGCCUUUCUUGAAAUUAAUUGUUUUUAUUCUCCUCUCUCUUUUUUCCAUCUCUCUAUCUCUCUUUCAUUCAGUCUUUCUGUGAUCUUUGGCGCUUUCUGUGAUUUCUCUCUACCAGAUCUGUUUUGUAUCAUGGCGAAUGAUCUCUCUCUCUCUCUCUCUCUCUUUUUUUCUCCCUUUCUCUCUCUGUCACUCUCUCUCUCUCACACAGGGUGUGCGUAA